Molecule: messenger RNA, 2982 nt
Organism: Octodon degus (degu)
Lineage: Eukaryota; Metazoa; Chordata; Mammalia; Rodentia; Octodontidae
Gene: Kcnj11
Product: potassium voltage-gated channel subfamily J member 11
Exons: 1
Coding region: 666-1838 (390 amino acids)
Biological process (GO): regulation of monoatomic ion transmembrane transport; potassium ion import across plasma membrane
Cellular component (GO): plasma membrane
Molecular function (GO): ATP-activated inward rectifier potassium channel activity
Source: RefSeq, a predicted model, not a curated record
GGUACCCGGAGGCCGCGGCGGGGCGAGCCGGCCACGUCGCGCGGGGGGCGAGCGGAUCCGGAGUUGAGCCGGGUGCACCCUCUCGGAGGGCGCAGGCUCCCAAGGAGACAGAGGACACGAGCUAGAAAGGAGCGCGGCGGGUGGCGCCACGGGAGAAAAAUAGGGGGCAAACCUGGAGGGGAGCCCGGCGAGGGGCCGGGACGCAAGGCCGGGGCUUGCGGGGAUCAGGGGUCAGAAAUGGGGGAAGCGGACAGCAGCGGGGGUUGUGUGCGGUCUCGUUAGUUGAUAAGAUCCAGAGGUGUUAAGUUUGAGUCGUGUAAGGGCUGGGCAGGGAGGAGGGGUCUGGGGAAGCCUAGGGGUGGGCGGAUGGUGGAGAGCUGGGCUGCGAUCCAGGGCCAGGUGAGGAGCCAGCAAGUCGCAGGUCACAGGAGAUGGCGAUGGGCAGGCAGGCUCAAGUGUGAGGCUGGUGUGAGGACGUGAGCAGGAUCCAGGUGGAGGUGCAGAAAGCCUGGUGGGGGCAGCAUCUCAGGUGUGAGGCCAACAUAGGGCACUAGUGGCCCUAGGCUGAGCGUGUCCGGGGGAGGGGACCCCCACAGUGAGACCCUAGGCCAGGUCAGGGCAGUGCCACCCCAUGAGGGAAACCCCUCCCUGGGGUCCCUGAAGCCAUGCUGUCCCGAAAGGGUAUCAUUCCUGAGGAGUAUGUGCUGACUCGCCUGGCAGAGGAUCCCACCGAGCCCCGGUACCGCGCCCGAGAGCGGAGGGCCCGCUUUGUGUCCAAGAAAGGCAACUGCAACGUGGCCCACAAGAACAUCCGGGAGCAGGGCCGCUUUCUGCAGGACGUGUUCACCACGCUGGUGGACCUCAAGUGGCCGCACACACUGCUUAUCUUCACCAUGUCUUUCCUGUGCAGCUGGCUGCUCUUCGCCAUGGUCUGGUGGCUCAUCGCCUUUGCCCACGGCGACCUGGCCCCUGGAGAGGGCACCGCAGUGCCCUGUGUCACCAGCAUCCACUCCUUUUCAUCUGCGUUCCUUUUCUCCAUCGAGGUCCAGGUAACCAUUGGUUUCGGUGGCCGCAUGGUGACAGAGGAGUGCCCGCUGGCCAUCUUGAUCCUCAUUGUGCAGAACAUUGUCGGGCUCAUGAUCAAUGCCAUCAUGCUGGGCUGCAUCUUCAUGAAGACCGCCCAGGCGCACCGGCGGGCAGAGACCCUCAUUUUCAGCAAGCACGCGGUCAUCGCUCUGCGCCAUGGGCGCCUCUGCUUCAUGCUGCGCGUGGGCGACCUCCGGAAGAGCAUGAUCAUUAGUGCCACCAUUCACAUGCAAGUGGUCCGAAAGACCACGAGCCCGGAGGGUGAGGUGGUGCCCCUCCACCAGGUGGACAUCCCCAUGGAGAAUGGCGUGGGUGGCAACAGUAUCUUCUUGGUGGCCCCGCUGAUCAUCUACCACGUUAUUGAUGCCAACAGCCCACUCUACGACCUGGGACCCAGCGACCUGCACCACCACCAGGACCUUGAGAUCAUCGUCAUCCUGGAAGGUGUGGUAGAAACCACGGGCAUUACCACCCAGGCCCGCACCUCCUACCUGGCUGAUGAAAUCCUGUGGGGCCAUCGCUUUGUCCCCAUUGUGGCAGAGGAGGACGGCCGCUACUCUGUAGACUAUUCCAAGUUUGGCAACACCAUUAAAGUGCCCACACCACUCUGCACAGCCCACCAGCUCGAUGAGGACCACAGCCUGCUCGAUGCCCUGACUCUCGCCUCAGCCCGUGGGCCUCUGCGCAAACGCAGCGUAGCUGUGGCCAAGGCCAGACCCAAAUUCAGCAUCUCUCCAGAGUCCCUGUCCUGAGUCAUGGUCCAUGGGAUCUCACCGUGAAUGUGUGCACUCAGGCAAUGUGUUGUGGUAUGUGGUGGUAUGUAGAGUGGGUGAGAUGGGGGCCCUCCAGCCAAGCAGGAGCCUGGAGUGAGGAUGGACCCUGCUCUGCUCAGCCUCCCCCUGCUGUGUGACCGGGGUGUUACAAGGCACUUGUCACUACGCUAUUUCUGGCCACAGCAGGAGUCUAUACUAGGAUAUUUUUGUCACUGCUCCUCCCAGCCCGAACUCAGGACUGGCUUACCUCUCUCUCCCUGCCCAAGGCUGGGGAGGCUGUGGGAAUGGCUGGGCCCUAAAGCUGGGUCUCCAGCUAGUCUUGCCCUCAUGAUUAGCCGGCUGCAAGCAGAAAGUGGCUGGGGGGGGGGGAAUACCCUUGGGUUGGGAACCUGCUACUCUGUUUCUGCACCCUUGAGAAAUAGCCAAGGCCAGGUCCCAGGCCUCCUUAGUCUCUGAAGAAAUGAUGGGCGAAGGGGUGGGCCUGACAGUCAGGGAACGGAGGACAGAGACUUGCAGCUGCAGUGCGCGCAUGGAUAGGCUGAGGCUGGCAGGGCUCCCGUCUGUGGGCUGGCUCAGGCCAGAGAAGGGAUACAAUGAGGCGGGGUAGGGGGUGGCGGCGCGUGACAUGAGGAGGCUGUGCUUAUCAUUGCCAAGGCUCUGAGAGGAGGAGGUGGACCCCGCUCCCCACGCUUCACCCCUAACACCAGGGUUCUGCAGAAAGGGUUCCAUGGGUGGGAGCUGUUGGUCCCAUUCAGUCCCCAGCCUGAGAGGCUGGAGUGGACUGGAAAGACCCUGACAAGCUGAGUAGAGAGAGACUGAGGUGGGGGCUCCUGGUCUACCCCACAGGAGGGGCCUCACCAUGAGCUUCUCUCCUGGCUCACCAAUGAUACAGCUGUGACUCGCGUUGGUGGCCCAGAUGAAGACUGGGGUGGAGGUGGGGAGGACCUCUUAGUUGCUGAGAAAGGGGGUGUUGGAAAGUUUAGGACACUGGGGUGGGUGAGUCCCCCCUAGAUGAAGAACUCCCUGGGUUGACCUGAGCCAGGACUCUCAGAGCAGUGCUGUGUCCUUACCCAGAAUUCUGCCUUCUCCACUGUCAAUAAAGCCUGCCCCUCCACAACCUCAA